Messenger RNA from Canis lupus familiaris (dog), 4359 nucleotides. It is a transcript of the gene TRAF3, whose product is annotated as TNF receptor associated factor 3. Gene Ontology annotation, biological process: innate immune response; regulation of defense response to virus; regulation of cytokine production. The record is from RefSeq and is a predicted model, not a curated record. Gene Ontology annotation, cellular component: plasma membrane signaling receptor complex. NCBI's taxonomy places the organism in Eukaryota, Metazoa, Chordata, Mammalia, Carnivora, Canidae. The transcript is spliced from 12 exons. Bases 268 to 1974 code for a protein of 568 amino acids. Gene Ontology annotation, molecular function: tumor necrosis factor receptor binding; zinc ion binding.
GCGGCGGCGGCCGCCGGCCCUUCCCCGCCCCCCGACAUGGGGCUGCCCGGGGAGCAGGACGCUGCGGACCGCGGCGGAGGACGCGCCCGGAGCCCCUGAGCCGGCCGAGCGGGGCGGACCGCGGGGUAAGAGACUCCACUACAUUCUUUGAAGAAGGAUAAGAUUGACACUGCUUCGCUUCUUUCUUUACCGAAGUCUCUUCCUCCCAGACCGAGCUUUGGGUAUCUUCCUUACAGCAUAUGACACACGGAAUUUCUCUUUCCUAAAAUGGAGUCAAGUAAAAAGAUGGACUCCCCCGGCACACUGCAGACUAACCCACCGCUAAAGCUGCACCCUGAUCGCAGCGCCGGGACGUCCAUUUUCGUCCCCGAACAAGGAGGUUACAAAGAAAGGUUUGUGAAGACCGUGGAGGACAAGUACAAGUGUGAGAAGUGCCGCCUGGUGCUGUGUAACCCGAAGCAGACUGAGUGUGGACACCGGUUCUGUGAGACCUGCAUGGCUGCCGUGCUGAGCUCCUCAAGCCCAAAAUGCACUGCGUGUCAAGAAAGCAUCAUUAAAGAUAAGGUGUUUAAGGAUAAUUGCUGCAAGAGAGAAAUUCUAGCUCUUCAGAUCUAUUGCAGGAAUGAAGGUGGAGGCUGCACAGAGCAGUUGACACUGGGACACCUACUGGUGCAUUUAAAGAACGAUUGCCAGUUUGAAGAGCUUUCGUGUGUCCGUGCUGACUGCAAAGAAAAAGUGUUGCGAAGAGACCUGCGUGACCAUGUAGAAAAGGCUUGCAAGUACCGAGAGGCCACAUGCCCCCACUGUAAAAGUCAGGUCCCGAUGAUCACACUGCAGAAACAUGAAGACACUGAGUGUCCCUGUGUGGUGGUGUCCUGCCCCCAUAAGUGCAGUGUCCAGACCCUUCUAAGGAGUGAGUUGAGUGCACACUUGUCAGAGUGUGUCAAUGCCCCCAGCACCUGUAGUUUUAAGCGCUAUGGCUGCGUUUUUCAGGGGACAAACCAGCAGAUAAAGGCCCAUGAGGCCAGCUCCGCAGUGCAGCACGUCAACUUACUGAAAGAGUGGAGUAACUCUCUGGAGAAAAAGGUUUCCUUGCUACAGAAUGAAAGCGUAGAAAAAAACAAGAGCAUACAAAGUUUGCACAAUCAGAUAUGUAGCUUUGAAAUUGAAAUUGAGAGACAAAAAGAAAUGCUUCGAAAUAAUGAAUCCAAAAUACUUCAUUUGCAGCGAGUAAUAGACAGCCAGGCAGAGAAACUGAAAGAGCUGGACAAAGAGAUCCGCCCCUUCCGGCAGAACUGGGAAGAAGCAGACAGCAUGAAGAGCAGCGUGGAGUCCCUCCAGAACCGAGUGACCGAGCUGGAGAGCGUGGACAAGAGUGCAGGGCAGGCGGCUCGGAACACAGGCUUGCUGGAGUCCCAGCUGAGCCGGCACGACCAGAUGCUGAGCGUCCAUGACAUCCGCCUGGCCGACAUGGACCUGCGCUUCCAGGUCCUGGAGACCGCCAGCUACAACGGCGUGCUGAUUUGGAAGAUCCGAGAUUACAAGCGGCGGAAGCAGGAAGCCGUCAUGGGGAAGACCCUGUCUCUUUACAGCCAGCCUUUCUACACGGGCUAUUUUGGCUAUAAGAUGUGUGCCAGGGUCUACCUGAACGGGGACGGCAUGGGGAAGGGGACGCACUUGUCGCUGUUUUUUGUCAUUAUGCGUGGAGAGUAUGAUGCUCUGCUUCCUUGGCCAUUCAAGCAGAAAGUGACGCUCAUGCUCAUGGAUCAGGGGUCCUCUCGGCGUCACCUGGGAGAUGCGUUCAAGCCGGACCCCAACAGCAGCAGCUUCAAGAAGCCCACCGGGGAGAUGAAUAUUGCCUCUGGCUGCCCAGUGUUCGUGGCUCAAACUGUGCUAGAAAACGGGACAUAUAUUAAAGAUGAUACCAUUUUUAUUAAAGUCAUAGUGGAUACUUCGGAUCUGCCCGACCCCUGACCGGUCACUGGGGAGGUGGAUUGAGCAGAAGGCAUCUCCUCUGGGGGGUUUGAACCGGCUGUCUCCACCGAGGUCCUCGCGCUCAGAAAAGGACCUUGUGGAACGGAGGAAGCAGCAGAAGGUGGCCGCGGGCCGGCGGGAGGAGCCACGCGUGAGGACACACCUGACAUGUUUUCUAAUAGACUAGCAACACUCCACUCUGAAGAAUUAUUUAUCCUUUGACGUGAUAAAUACUGCUGUCAGAGAAGGUUUUCAUUUUCAUUUUUAAAGAUCUAGUUAAUUAAGGUGGAAAACAUAUAUGCUAAACAAAAGAACCAUGAUUUUUCUUCCUUAAACUUGAACACCAAAAAAAGAAAACACACACACACACACGCACACACACGCACACCUGGGGAUAGCUGGACAUGUCAGCAUGUUAAGUAAAAGAAGAAUUUAUGAAAUAAUAAUGCAAUUCUGAUAUAUUCUAAAAUUCAAGAGUGCAAUCUUGUUUCAAAUAUAGUAUAUUGUCUAUUUUUAAGGCCUCAUCUGGUCUCUGUUUUAAUAAUUUGUUUGUCAGAAGACCCUGAAGUACACCUAGGUCUUUUUUGAAAGUCUAAAUUCAGAAUCAUUUUUUAAUUUAAAGUUCUGAGAUAAUUGUUAUUGCAAACAUUUUAUUUUAAAACGUUGAUAGACUGAUAUUUCUUGGAAGAAAAUGUAAAAUAUCAAACACUGGUUAUCACUUGUGAUAGGAAAGAAAAUAUUCAAUCUGCUGUUAUUUCUCGUUAGAAAUGUAAACCUUCGAUAUCUGUCGUAGUUAAUGACACUACUUCAAAAUUAUUAUGAAAGGGAAACUGCUCAUGGAUGCUGUGCAUCAUUUUCAGAUUUAUAAUUGUUUUCACCCUAAAAUAGGGCAUUCGUUGAACUUUGGAGUUCUAAACAAAAUCCUGUAGGCUCUUACAAUUCUGCCCCAUGUGUUCAGACACGCUCUCUAUUGCUGACAACUCUGACCUUCAGUGUCCAGUGCCCGGGGGUGGGCAGGUGGCUCGUGCUGGAGGAGGCCACAGCAGGUGUGUUUCUUCAUUCUGUCACAUUGCUGCAUUUUGUUCACGAUCUCCAAAGGCAACAUCUUUGCGUAGAGGUGGUGGCAUACUGUACAUGUGCCUUAGAUGUGACAUGCUGCUUCUCGACCCUGGCUUUGUGUUCACCGUAACUCUCGGAGGUGAUAGUUUAACCCGACUUUUCUCUCGACCACUAGAUCUCUGCCUCUUCCCGGGCCCCCAGACAGCCCCGUUCUGCUGGGGAAGCCAGGCCCAUCUUCAGCUUCUAGAGCCUCCACUGCUCAAUUAUCACAGAUUCCAAAUCUCUGGGCCCCAAAUGUGUGCCGCCCAGUCCCAGCACGGGCGUGGUCCCCCCCCCCAGGGCAGGACCUUUCUGUGUCCCCACCCGGGUCGUGGGAGUCCACCCCCCCACGAAGCAGAACCCUCUGAGCAUUCCAGAGACCGCCGCUCUUGGGGGCUGCCCAGGCUCACCGACGGGGUCCUGGAACCACCCUUCUCUCGGGAAGGGUGGUCUCGGGACCGUCGCAGCCUGCGCCUGCCCAGACGGCACUUUCUCAACUCACUGUUUACCUUCUCUCAAUGGUCCAACUGUGAUUAGAAGCCGGAGCCCUGCCUCUCUGUGCCCCUCUGCUAUGCACCACGCUUCAUGGGUGCUCUUACCACUGAUGGGUGCUACACGUGACGGGUGCUUCUUAGGCAAAACCAAUGUGUGUGAACCACCGCAUCUGUGCCGCUCAUCCAAAAGACGCGCCCACGAUUGGCCAGCUGGGCCGCGCACCUCAGACUGCCUGCCUCUGGGCUCCCUCGUGGUCACGCGGGGACGGUUGGGCUGGUGCCCGGUGGCCCGCCGUGUCUCUGGUGCUGCCAUCUGCCCUGGGCGUGCCUCUGCCCCAGUGCCUGCUGGAAGUGCCCUCCUAGCCCAUGCUGUCCCCUUCCAGAAGUGACCUGCCACGCCCUUUAGCAGUUCGAUGCUCCUUCUAUUCAUCUUUAUUUUCUCCACCCUAACCUCCCCGCCCCCCCAUUGCUUUUGGGCAAGUCUGUGAUCUCUGUCCUGUCCGUAAGGAGUCAUGUGUCCCUGUUCCUAGAGGAAGGACUUCCUGCAGGUGCUGUGGGACCACUGUUCCCUGGAAGGUGUCCCCGACCUCCUCCAGACCUUGCCCUGGUUCUACCCUGGACACACCCAGGGGAGAGAGGACGCUUGGCAGUCCCUGCCUGGCCUCUGGUGGCUUUCCUGAGGCCUGGGGUUACCGGCAGGGACAUGCCUGCAGCUUCCUCCCCCUUCACUAGAAGUAUGGACAAUAUUAACAAAUUUGAGAUAAGUAACAUCUCGGUCUGAUAAAAAAACAAA